ACGGCGCCGAUCUCGGGCAGCCGUGACCGCGACCGUGACCACGACCGCUACAGCGAAGGGUGUUACCUCGCCCCGAAAGGACCAGGACUUCCCAAAGCGCCCGCUGCCAAAAUGCCGGCCCUCAGCAACGACUGUCCACAUUUGGAGUCCGUUGGCGAAAUAACAAAAGAAAACCUGAUCCAGAAAUCUCUCGGCACCUGCCAGGACUGUAAAGUCAGGGGACCGAAUCUCUGGGCCUGCCUCGAGAAUCGCUGCGCGUACGUCGGCUGUGGCGAGUCCUACGUCGAUCACAGCACCAUCCACUCUCAGGAGACGAAGCACUAUCUCACCGUGAACCUCACCACCCUCCGCGUGUGGUGCUACGCCUGCACCAAAGAGGUCUUCCUGGACAGGAAGUUCGGGGCUCCGGCGGCCCCCGGGAGGCAGCUGCCCGCAGCCCAGGAAAAUGGCAUCCAGGACUCGAAGGUGCCCCAUCCCGCCCUCAAGACUCCCCUGGCGGCAGUCUUCGAUGACCUGGACAGAGAGGUGGGCGAAGAGGACGAGCUGAAGGCCAGGGGUCUCACGGGGCUCAAAAACAUCGGCAACACUUGCUACAUGAACGCGGCUCUGCAGGCGCUCUCUAACUGCCCGCCCCUGACCCAGUUCUUCCUGGACUGCGGAGGCCUGGCCCGAACGGACAAGAAGCCCGCCAUCUGCAAGAGCUAUCUCAAGCUGAUGACGGAGCUGUGGCACAAAAGCAGACCUGGCUCCGUCGUCCCCACCAGCCUGUUCCAAGGGAUCAAGACCGUCAACCCGGCGUUCCGGGGUUAUUCCCAGCAGGACGCCCAAGAGUUCCUGCGCUGUCUCAUGGAUCUGCUUCACGAGGAGCUGAAAGAGCAGGUCCUGGAGACGGACGGCGGAGGCAGCCAGGCCGUGGCGGUGGUGGCGGCGGCGGGGGCCGAGGAGAGCAUGGAGGAGGGGGAGGACAAGAGCUCGGUGCCGGCACCGCCAUCACCAUCGGAGAUGGAGUUCCAGUCAUGUGAUUCUUGUGGUGACAAAGCCGAGAACGAGCUGGGACCACGAGGCUUCGCCGACGACCACGCAGAGACCGCCAUGUUAAUCCAGGAGGACGAGAACCGCUCCGAGGAGGCCAAGGACAAGGUGGGCCUCAAAGAGAGCCCCAGGAGUGCCCAGGAUGACGAGGAGAAAGACGACAACACUCUGGUCGAGAUGGUGGACGCCCUCCACGCCGCCCAGGACACCGUCAAGGUCCAGAUCCACGGCCGCUUAUCAGAGCAUGUGGCUGACGGUCACUUGAAUGACCACUUUCCAUUGAGCGAAGGAGGUCAUCUGCGCUUGUCCACGAGCCCUUCCAGGCCGGGCCCCUUGUGGCCAGGAGUGUCCGGCCACAAACGAGCUCUGCCGGCCUUGUCUCCCAAGAGGAAGAAGCAGCACAAGAGAUACAGGAGCGUCAUUUCAGACAUCUUUGAUGGGACCAUUGUGAGCUCGGUGCAGUGUCUGACCUGUGACCGGGUGUCGGUGACGCUGGAGACCUUCCAGGAUCUGUCCCUGCCCAUCCCGGGCAAGGAGGACCUGGCCCGGCUGCACUCCUCCAGCCACCCCACGGCCAUCGUGAAAGCGGGCUCCUGCGGGGAGGCGUACGCGCCCCAGGGCUGGAUCGCCCUGCUCAUGGAGUACUUCCGCAGCUGGUUUUGGGGUCCCGUAGUCACCUUGCAGGACUGUCUCGCCGCCUUUUUCGCCAGAGACGAGCUCAAGGGUGACAACAUGUACAGUUGUGAAAGGUGCAAAAAGUUGAGGAACGGAGUCAAGUUCUGCAAGGUGCAGAAGUUCCCUGAGAUCUUGUGCAUCCAUCUCAAGAGGUUCCGGCACGAGCUCAUGUUCUCCACCAAAAUCAGCGCCCACGUGUCCUUCCCGCUCGAAGCCCCUCCGAGGUCUGGGCCGCCCCCUCCCCUCAGAGGCUCAGCUGCCCGUCUGGGGGGUCUCAGGAAGAGCAGCGAGGACGCGCGGAAGGAGCGGCGGCGCGUGUCCAGCUUGCUGAACAUGAUGGAGCCGAGCCUCCUCCAGUUCUACGUCUCCCGGCAGUGGCUGAACAAGUUCAAGACGUUCGCCGAGCCGGGCCCCAUCUCCAAUCAGGACUUCCUCUGCCUUCACGGAGGGGUCCCCCCACGCAAGGCCAGCUACAUCGAGGACCUCGUCGUGAUGCUGCCUCAGAACAUCUGGGACAACCUGUACAGCAGGUACGGGGGAGGACCGGCCGUCAACCACCUGUACGUCUGCCAGACCUGCCAGAUAGAAGCCGAGAAGGUCGAGAAAAGAAGGAAGGCGGAGCUGGAGAUGUUCAUUCGGCUGAAUCGCGCCUUCCAGGAAGAGGAGUCUCCGGCGGCGUUUUUCUGCAUCAGCAUGCAGUGGUUCAGAGACUGGGAGGGCUUCGUGAAGGGCAAAGAUGGAGAUCCCCCCGGCCCCAUCGAUAACACUAAGAUCGCCAUCAACAAGGGCGGCAACGUCCUCCUCAAACAAGGGGCAGACUCGGGGCAGAUUUCUGAAGAAACGUGGCAUUUCCUCCAGUCCAUCUAUGGCGGAGGGCCUGAGGUGAUUCUGCGGCCCCCGGUGGCCCCCAUGGACCCUGACACGCUGCAGACAGAGGAGAAGAUUGAAGUCGAGACUCGGGCCCUCUAACCAAUCACGUCUAAGGAAAAUCGUUUCCACUUGCACAAAUUGAACAAAAUCAUUCCUGAAAGCAUGUGUAUUUUCCCGCUUUUUCCCCUCCCCCGCCCCCCCCUGGGCAUUACAGUUGCGGACGAGCGCAGGAGACUCGGCGUCGGCUAUAGGUUGAUGCGUCUCCUGAGAAAAUUUACUGUGAAACCUCCCAAUGGCGCAUUUUGAAAGGGACGAGCUCCGUGGCCGGAGAUUGUUCAAUCAGUGGACAGUAGGUCGUUGAUCCUUUUUUACUACAUGUAAACCGAUGAUAUCCUUUGUAGACUUGUCAAAUAAAACUGCUUUGAAAACGUUGUCCCUCCCCUCAUGCCGUGAUUCUGGCCACGCCCGGACCAGGCGGACUCCGCGGGGCCUCCUUCCACGGUCAGAAGCCGGGAAUCGGCCGCUGGGACUCGGGAAGAGCAGCCCCUCCCCCUCUCGCGCUACCCUCUGUAAUGACGAACGCUUCUUCCCCGGACGUGUCGGCGUGUCAGCAGCCGUCGUCUUCGCCUCGUCGCCGCGGCUUCCAGGGCCCUCGGAACGUUUGUGUUAAAGGCGUGGACAUUCCUGCCGUGUCAUCCAUCCUCUGCGAGCGAGCGGCGUGGCGGCGGGAUGGCGAGACCCGCGGAGGACUCCUGGGCGUGGGGGGAGGGACCCACUGUGGCUGCCACCAGCUCAAGCAAUGUUCUGAACUAGCUCAAUAAAGUGAUUUUUUAAACCCA
Molecule: messenger RNA, 3416 nt
Organism: Gracilinanus agilis (Agile Gracile Mouse Opossum)
Lineage: Eukaryota; Metazoa; Chordata; Mammalia; Didelphimorphia; Didelphidae
Gene: USP33
Product: ubiquitin specific peptidase 33
Exons: 23
Coding region: 112-2676 (854 amino acids)
Biological process (GO): protein deubiquitination
Molecular function (GO): zinc ion binding; cysteine-type deubiquitinase activity
Source: RefSeq, a predicted model, not a curated record